Miniopterus natalensis is the source of this 1341-nucleotide messenger RNA. Lineage: Eukaryota; Metazoa; Chordata; Mammalia; Chiroptera; Miniopteridae. The record is from RefSeq and is a predicted model, not a curated record.
AUGCCUGAUGUCUCUGGUGAACUACAGUGGUGCCUCGGUGUUCGAGCAGCGCCGUUGGCGAACAUUUGGGUUUACGAACACUGAACCUGGACGGAAAUGCUGCGGCUUCCGAGCACCUCUCGGAGGUCGAACAUGCCCCACGGCUCCCGCUGAGGGCAAGAUCCCGAGGCCCAGCUGUCAGCUGUGGAUCCCUCAGUUUUCCGACGUUUCAGAGCUCGAGCGGGCUCCAGAACAGAUCACAUUCGAAAACCGAGGUGCCACUGUAUUGAUUGUGUGAGAUUUGAGAGGUAAAAUCCAGGUAGACACUCUGGUUAUGCUUCAAAAUGCCACUGAAAGAAAAGCUUUGAAUUCUGGAGAUUUGAGGAAUAAAGUUUCCUAAGUCCCCCUGUGUCUGUAUAGAAACGACCUCAACGUGGGAGGAAGGUGCACGUGUACAAUUGUAAAACGAGACAGAAUGAAGAAUUUUCUCUUUCAGGGGCAAGAAACCACGAAGAAGGGAGUGUGAAUUUGAGCUCUGAGAUACUUCCCGUGACCUGUGGGGAGAAGAAAGGCAUGUUAUUUAUGAACAUGUUGGAACAAGGAACCACAACGAAGUGUAUACUAAGCCAGGAUGGAACUUGGUUCACCCCCAGGGAAUUUGAAAUCGAAGGAGGCUACCAAAAAUCAAGUAAUUGGAAGACCAGUUUGCGCUGUGGUGGGAAAACCCUAAAAUGCCUGAUGGAGGCAGGAAUAAUACGUACACUUCCAGGAAAAGGUGGCAAGAAGAAAAAGCUGGGAAAUUCAGACAUAUGUGAGAUCUGCCAGUAUGGAGAAAAUCUCUUCUGCUGUGAUACUUGUUUGAAAUUCUUCCAUGGGGACUGUCACCUCCCACCUGUGGAACCUAAGAGGAGCCCGUGGAGUUGCACCUUCUGCAGGAUGAAGGCGUCCUCAAGAAGUCAGCAGUGUCUCAGGGAAUCUGAGGUCCUGGCGAGGCAGAUGGGGCCCGAGGAGCAGCUGAAGUGUGACUUCCUCCUGCUGGAGCUCUACUGCCAUUCGGAGAGCAAGGAGGCGGUUCCACCUGGCUGUUUGAAUUUAGAGACUGUUGAGUGCAUGAAAGAUCUUUUGAUGUUGAAUGAAAUUAAGAAGAAGUUAAGUGAGCGGGGUUACCCGAAAGUGGAGGGGUUUGUUCAGGCCGUGCGCCACAUCUUUCAGGUCCACCGGGCAUCUAAAACGUGCAAUAACUUUUGCUGGGGAAUUAGACUGGAGGCGAAAUUUGAGCAGCAUUUCAAGGAAGUGUUUGCUGUUCAGGAAACAAAACAAGAACAUACAAACUACAAAAUUAAAUUAGAAAAAGAUGCAUGA